AUGGGACUGCUCGGAGAGGGCUCGGAGCAACACUACACAAUCAGAGCUAUACUCCUCGAUCCUUGGGACCACACCUGUCCCUCCGAACCUCCCCACAUCAAUGCGGCAGCAUCAUUCAAAGAAGGCGACACAAUACCGAAAGCCAAGGACCUCAACUAUGAAGUAAACGGGUCCCGGUUCCAAACAUCACCACCCUCUGCAUCCAUAUCCGAUCGAGUCCGUCUCCUCAUGCGUCGAGUCCCCUACCCCGUCGCAAUCAUAACAGCAAAUGAUCCGUCAGGUCCGCAAGAUACGACAUCUUUUCGCGGCAUGACUGUCUCUUCAUUUAGCACCGUCACACUCACCCCGCACCCGGUGAUCUCAUUCAACGUGCGCCGUCCAUCGGAGACAUUGAACGCGCUGCUGGCCUCACGCCGUUUCCUGGUUCAUUUGCUAGCGCCGGGACCUGCGACUGCUACUCUAGCACGGGAUUUUUCUAAGGGAAAUAUCACUCUCGCUGCUAUGUUGAGCGGUCAUGGAGAAUUUGAGUUUGCGGCUUUGCCUGUCGGGGGCGAGGAAAGACCUCUUCCUAUUCUUAAGCGAAGAGAGGGUUCAUCGAGUGGUGGAUCUGGUGUUGACUUCCCUUUUGUGCUUGAGUGCACUCUUCACCCUGAUAAGAUUGAGAUUCAUGAUCAUUCGAUUGUGCUAGGGACUGUAGUUCGGACGUUUGAGGGCUCUGGGCCUGUUCAUUCGGAACUGGAACAGGAUGGUCAGGUCUUGGAUGAACAUUCGCCUGACCGUCUUUGUUUGACAUAUGCAAAUACCAAGUUCUGGAAGAUGGGAGGUGAGAUUUAA
Penicillium soppii is the source of this 834-nucleotide messenger RNA. Its product is annotated as flavin reductase family protein. The transcript has 3 exons. Bases 1 to 834 code for a protein of 277 amino acids. NCBI's taxonomy places the organism in Eukaryota, Fungi, Ascomycota, Eurotiomycetes, Eurotiales, Aspergillaceae. The record is from RefSeq and is a predicted model, not a curated record. Gene Ontology annotation, molecular function: FMN binding; riboflavin reductase (NADPH) activity.